AUGACAGGAACCGAGCGUAAAGUCUUCCAGAAAUACUAUCCACCGGAUUUCGAUCCAUCAAAAAUACCUAGAGCAAAGGGGCAAAGAAACAGACAAUUCGUUCAGCGUGUCAUGACACCGUUCAAUAUGCAGUGCAACACAUGUCAUGAGUACAUUUACAAAGGUAAAAAGUUCAAUAUGAAACGUGAGACUGCGGAAGGAGAGUCAUAUCUCGGACUCAAAAUCUUUCGAUUCUACUUCCGGUGUCCGAAUUGCCUGGCUGAAAUUACUUUCAAAACAGAUCUCGAGAACUGUGAUUACCAGAAUGAACACGGAGCCACAAGACUUUUCGAAGCAGUCAAGCUCUACCAAGACCAACAAAAGCAAGCAGAUGAGCAAGAAGCGGAAGAUGCAAAAGAUCCUAUGAAAAUGCUCGAAAAGCGAACAAUGCAAAGUCGGCAGGAAAUGGAAGAAAUGGGAAAUCUGGAAGACCUUCAAGAGUCAAGCAGAACAAAAGAGUGUGUAGAUACGAUUGGUUUCCUGUCGUCUACUGAUCCACAUCUUGCACAAGCUCAACGAAUCAAAAUGAUGGAAGAUGAGGACGAUCGAAUGGCAAGAGAAUUAAUGGGAAUCACAUCUGAUGGACGCAUUGAACGCCGUAUUAAAGACUAUGAUGAUGAUGAAGACGAUGAUAAGGAUGAAGAAAAAGAUGUUCCUGGACCCAGCACAUGGGCUGCGUCAAUGUUGAAACCUGCGAUACCAGCACUCGGAAUGGAAGAAGCGACGAAUUCGAGAAAACGAUUUGAUCAGAAGGAUCGGUUCGCGGGCAUAAAAUUGAUCAAGAAAGUAAAGCCAACAGAACCAACUACAUCAUCAGCUACUACUUCUUCUGCUCCAACUACUUCCACAACUCCCUCGGCUUCUAAACCCUCUACUUCUCAACCUGCUCCAUCGGGCCUCUCUCUUCUUGCUGGAUAUGGUUCCGACUCGGACUCUGAAUAA
Messenger RNA from Caenorhabditis briggsae, 981 nucleotides. Gene Ontology annotation, cellular component: U2-type catalytic step 1 spliceosome. The coding region runs from base 1 to 981 and encodes 326 amino acids. NCBI's taxonomy places the organism in Eukaryota, Metazoa, Nematoda, Chromadorea, Rhabditida, Rhabditidae. The transcript is spliced from 7 exons. Gene Ontology annotation, biological process: mRNA splicing, via spliceosome. The record is from RefSeq and is a predicted model, not a curated record.